Messenger RNA from Caenorhabditis remanei, 1221 nucleotides. RefSeq lists its product as uncharacterized. The coding region runs from base 1 to 1221 and encodes 406 amino acids. Gene Ontology annotation, cellular component: myofibril. Gene Ontology annotation, molecular function: tropomyosin binding. NCBI's taxonomy places the organism in Eukaryota, Metazoa, Nematoda, Chromadorea, Rhabditida, Rhabditidae. Gene Ontology annotation, biological process: pointed-end actin filament capping; myofibril assembly. The transcript is spliced from 8 exons. The record is from RefSeq and is a predicted model, not a curated record.
AUGGAACUGCCCGCUUCUCAGCCACCGCCACCAAUGUUUCCAAGAUCGAGACUUUAUCAUAGUUAUUACUCGGAAGAGAAGACAUUCUCGGCACCAUCUGCAAAUACUCAACAAGGAAACAAUCUACCUUCGAAAGUAUAUAAUAAAGGGCUGAAAGAUUUGGAGGAUAAUGAUAUCGAAGGUCUUCUCUCGAAGCUAUCAAUCGAUGAAUUGGAGGAUCUUAACAAUGAUUUCGAUCCUGAUAACUCAAUGCUCCCUCCCUCCCAACGUUGCCGUGAUCAAACGGAUAAAGAACCGACGGGACCCUACAAAAGAGACAAUCUACUGAAAUUUCUAGAAGAAAAAGCGAAAACGGAGAAAGAUUGGGACGAUGUCUGCCCGUAUACCGCCGGUGUGAAACGUGGAAAAGUGUAUGAUAGUGAUAGUGGAAGAAAUUCUGAGGAGCCGGACACUGGAAAGAUGGAAAUGCCGAUUGAAAUCGAUUUGGAUGAUGAUGAGGAGGAGUUGGAGUGUGCUCUCGUCUCGGCGCCAGAAAAAGAUUUAGUUGAUUUGGCUGGAAUUCUGGGAAUGCAUAAUGUGCUCAAUCAGCCACAAUACUAUAAUGCACUGAAAGGAAAAACACAGGAUGAGACGACUGGAACGACGUUUAAUGGAAUUAUUCAGUCAUAUGUUCCCAAAAUUGUUCCAGACGAGCCGGAUAACGAUACUGAUGUUGAGUCUUGUAUUAACCGAUUACGAGAAGACGACACAGAUCUGAAGGAAGUGAACAUCAAUAAUAUGAAACGAGUAUCCAAGGAACGAAUUCGAACACUCAUCGAAGCCGCAUGCAAUAGUAAACACAUUGAGAAGUUCUCACUGGCGAAUACGGCGAUUUCGGAUUCAGAGGCUAGAGGCCUAAUCGAACUGAUCGAAACGUCUCCCUCCCUCCGUGUUCUCAACGUCGAAUCCAACUUCCUCACCCCCGAACUCCUCGCUCGAUUGCUCCGAUCGACACUCGUCACACAGUCGAUUGUGGAAUUCAAGGCUGAUAAUCAGCGACAAUCGGUGCUCGGAAAUCAGAUUGAAAUGGACAUGAUGAUGGCGAUUGAAGAGAAUGAAUCCCUCCUGCGAGUCGGUAUCUCAUUCGCUUCGAUGGAAGCGAGACAUCGAGUUUCGGAGGCGUUGGAACGGAAUUAUGAACGAGUGCGUCUCCGUCGAUUGGGCAAAGAUCCGAACGCCUAA